AUGGCUUCGGCGAAAGAACCAGAGAAGGUUGUGGGAAGAGGCUCCAUAGUGAAAGACGCCGUGUCAAAGUUGGGUAAAGGGGAAGGCGGAGACCUCAAAUCCCAAAGCAGCAUGCGUAUCGAGACCCUAAGAUUGUCCAGCGACAUUGAACCACCGACUCCAAUUCAGGCGGCCACUAUCAAUUCUUUUGCAUCCUGCCAGCGAAACAUAUUUUUGCAAGCCCUAUUUGGGAAAACUUUGGGGUAUGCUGUGCCUGUAGUGAACGAGGUACUACUUGCACACAUCGAAAGCAAUAAAAUCAAUGGUUCAAGAUCUGCAGCCUUGGAUCCAACGGUUUUGGUGAUUCUGCCCACGGGGUGA
Molecule: messenger RNA, 360 nt
Organism: Botrytis porri
Lineage: Eukaryota; Fungi; Ascomycota; Leotiomycetes; Helotiales; Sclerotiniaceae
Exons: 3
Coding region: 1-360 (119 amino acids)
Source: RefSeq, a predicted model, not a curated record